UACAAAAUCAUAAACCCUUCGCCUCUGUCUCUGUUCAUUUCUAAAACCCUAACUUCCUUCCCUUCUGACGAAAUCGUUUCUGUACUGUUAUACAGAAACAAGUUUGCAGAAAAAAUGAUAAACACCGUCUUAAAACGCACAGCUUCCUUAGCCUCCAGGCCGAUCCUCACGGCGUCCGUUCAAACUCUCCUUCACCACUUCCACUCAACAGCAGCAGCAGCAGCAGCCGCCAGAAAUGCUGAGACUCUUUUCAUUAACCGAUUCAAACCCUUUUCCGGCUUUCCUGGGCCCACCGCGAGGAAUUUCCAUGCCAAAUUAGGGCCGUUGAAUUUCAGGGCAUCGCCCAGCUGGCAGGCGGAGUAUGCUGUCGAAGAUUAUGAGGAAGAUAAGGGAGGUGAUGGACUUGACAUCUCUAAUCUAGGGAUUGCUCCGGAGAUUGUUUCCGCUUUGAAAAAUAGGGGUAUUACCAAAUUAUUUCCUAUCCAGAAAGCGGUGUUGGAACCGGCAAUGCAAGGAAGGGAUAUGAUUGGACGGGCUAAGACAGGGACAGGCAAAACACUUGCCUUUGGCAUUCCUAUCAUGGACAAAAUCAUUCGAUACAAUGCUCAACAUGGACGCGGUAGAAACCCCUUGUGCUUGGUUUUGGCACCAACAAGAGAACUUGCUAAACAAGUUGAGAAGGAAUUUCAUGAGUCUGCCCCUAACUUGGAUACAAUUUGUGUUUAUGGGGGUACACCCAUUUCUAGCCAAAUGAGGCAACUUGACUAUGGUGUUGAUAUAGCUGUUGGUACACCUGGCCGCAUUAUUGAUCUGCUCAAGAGAGGUGCUCUCAAUUUAAAUGAGGUCCAAUUUCUUGUUCUUGAUGAAGCUGAUCAAAUGCUUCAUGUUGGAUUUGCUGAGGAUGUUGAAACCAUACUGGAGAGGUUGCCUGAGAAUCGUCAAAGCAUGAUGUUUUCAGCAACAAUGCCUAAUUGGAUCAAAGGACUUACCCAGAAGCACUUAAAAAAUCCAUUAACAAUUGACCUGGUUGGUGAGUCUGAUCAGAAGUUGGCAGAAGGAAUUUCCUUGUAUUCAAUUGCAACAGAUAUGCAUGGAAAAGCAUCAAUCCUUGGUCCUCUAAUAACAGAACAUGCAAAAGGAGGAAAGUGUAUUGUUUUCACUCAAACAAAGCGUGAUGCUGAUCGGCUGGCAUAUGCCAUGGCAAGGAACUUUAGAUGUGAGGCUUUGCAUGGUGAUAUCUCACAAAGUCAGAGGGAAAGGACUCUCUCAGGCUUCCGAGAUGGGCAUUUUAAUAUUUUAGUUGCAACUGAUGUUGCUGCUCGUGGCCUUGAUAUACCUAGUGUUGAUCUGAUAAUACAUUAUGAGCUUCCAAACACAUCUGAAACUUUUGUUCAUCGAACUGGCCGAACUGGUCGUGCUGGAAGGAAAGGAAGUGCAAUUCUUAUUUACACUCGAGAGCAGAGUAGGGCUGUUAGGGUUAUUGAGCGAGAAGUAGGAUGCAGAUUUUCUGAGCUUCCUAAGAUUGAGGUUGAGGGUGGGAGCACUGACAUGUUCAAUGAGAUGGGUGCUGGUAGUCGCUUUGGGUCAUUUGGAGGUAUGCGAGAUCGGAGAUUGGGUGAUAUGGGUUUUGCUCGUUCUGGUAGGCAAGGGGAAUAUGGAUUUGGCCGUCCUGGAGGCAAUAGGAGUCCUGGAUUUGGUCGUAGUGGUGGUCAGUUUGCUGGUGAGAUGGGGAGCUAUGGAGGUUCUAGCUCUAGUCGCUUUGGUUCUAAUAACCGGUCUGGAAACUUUGGUGGUCCUGCAUUCAGCCGUCCAGGUGGAUUUGGGGAGUUUGGCAAACUGGAUCGUUCUAGCGGCUUUGGUAGCUUUGGUCCUAGACGUACUAGUGGAUUUGGAGAAUUUGGUUCAAGCAAUACAGGUGGAUUUGGUGAUAAUCGUUCUGGUAAAACUACCGGUGGCUUUGGGAGCUCUGGUUCUGGUCGUUCUAGUGGAUUUGAUGACAAUCGUUCAGGCCAAAGCAGUGGGAGCUAUGGUAAUGAUGAUCAGAGCACUGGAAGAAGACCCUUUUAAAUUCUUUUGAGAUAUGGACCAAACAGCUCUAGCAGCAGAAGGCAAUGAACAGAUGGCAGAAACUACAGGAAGCUUAUGGGAAAUAAAAUAAAAUAGCAAAAUUGGAGUUUAUUCAAGAUUUCUUGUAGUUUUAUUUCAAUUUAACAAGGGUCAAUUCAUGUCUGUAUAACAAAUAAUUCCACUGACUAGUUUUAUAGUUUUGUUGGGUUUCUGAGGUAAGCUAAAUGGAAAUAGAUAUAUUUGAAAUUCAGCAGAUAUCCUUUAUUUUUUCUCUUUUUUGUAAUGUAAAUAUUUCUUAACUGUGACAAAAAAUGCUAGUUCAUUGGAUAUGCAGAAUGAUUGUAGGUUUAUGUAAAAUUCCUAGUUUUACCAAAUAAAACUAAACAAUAUAUCUCAGAAAAAAGCAAAAUAUUUUCUUCCUGAGAAGGUUUCAAGUCAUUAAAGUCUGUAUAUGGACUUUUGAAUAGUUUAGGACUAUGCACGCUAGUCAAAGUCUCUAUUUCUUCUCUAGUUAGGAAUUUACAUCCUAGUGGUGUAAGGUGCUACCAUACGCCUAGAAAAAACUGUCAAAAUUGACAAUGACAAAUAGUGAGGUGAUUUGCUUGCUCUCAAGGAGUGUUUGCCUUUUUGUUUUUGGUACAGGAGGAAGCACAGCAGCUCAAAGCUAGGAUCUCUAUCCAUAUCCCAGCCCACCCUACCAUUUGAGCUAAGCAGAAGUGGUAGUGUUUGCCAUCUUUGUACAUUUAGGAAAUUUUACAUCAGAUAACCUAUGUUUCUUCUUCCCUUGAUAUGUUAUCAUUCUAUUUUUUUUUUCUCCUGCACACAGUUCAGAAUUCAGAUUGCUAUCUGACAUUUUUUCUUUUCCUUUAUCUACCAGAACCUGAGCACCUUUUCCAUUUUUGUUAUUUCUCAGCAUGCAGGCCAUUCUUCUGUCUAUUCCAAUGAAUAUCAGAAAUCCGAAAACAGAUGUCACUCUUUUGCCUUUAUCCCAUCUACCGUAUCACAGUUUGUGAACUAACUAUCCACCAUCAGAAGAGCUUCCUAUCCAACAUUCUGACAUUAUGCAGUUCAAAUUUUCAACUUUGACAUCCUUAAGGAGUUGUUAAAUUAGUCACUGGACUUAGAGUUUAGGCAUACAUUAUGUGGCUUAGAAGGGAAAGCUUCCCUUCUUCAAUCAUAUAAAGUAACUGUUUGAUUUAUUUAUAGCAAGCUUAUUGCAUUCUUAUUCAUGAUGAACUUGUGCUAAGUUUGAGAUUGACAAUGGUAUGACUCACUUCUGUAUGCAGCAUUAAGUUGACUAGUUCACAGUUAUCCAAUAAUAAUAAUAAUAAUAAUCAAAAGUUCACUAGUUCAGACAUAUUAUAUUAACAACCCUAGGGAUCUUACAGGGGUAACAAAAAUAGAUAAAAAAAAAAACUGUAUGUCCAUAAAUGACAUGAGAAGGGCGAAAGCUUUAAACAACAUUUUAUCUCUAUUUUCAAACUUUCAUUUGUAUCAAUAUCCAACAUGUUAUUUGUGAACUGGAAACAAAUUGGUGAAAUUUGGACUACCUAUUUGAUACACCAGUUUUUUUAGUAGGAACUAGGUAUUAUGCAACCAGGAGCACAGCGGUAUUAAGAAAGCACUGCUAUAAAAUUAAGGUUUUGUUCCCAACGUAAAUGCCCUUGGUGUUUUGUCAAUCAAUAAA
Theobroma umbraticum is the source of this 3754-nucleotide messenger RNA. RefSeq names its product DEAD-box ATP-dependent RNA helicase 53, mitochondrial-like. Gene Ontology annotation, cellular component: cytosol. The record is from RefSeq and is a predicted model, not a curated record. Lineage: Eukaryota; Viridiplantae; Streptophyta; Magnoliopsida; Malvales; Malvaceae. Gene Ontology annotation, molecular function: nucleic acid binding; RNA helicase activity; ATP binding.